AUGCCAACAGCAACCCCUGCAACCGCUGCAACCCCGGCACCGGCACCGGCGGAAACACAACCUCUCACGCCGCCCAAGGAUGGCGUGGCUCCAACAGGAGCAGCCAGCUGGGAACCUGUAAGAAAGCGUUUGUUGGGGACAGACAUCAAGGUGGCGCUUCAAGCCGCCAUGGAGUUGCGGGAGGGGAUCGAAAUUGUCCACACUGUCGAAUUUCCUAUACUAUUAUCGGCGUUAUUACCAGCAUUUACUUCCAUUCUCACUACAAGAACGACGCCCAAUCCAGACGUUAACUCUCCCGACCACAAAUUGCGCAAUGUUGUUUUGGAAAUAAUAUGUCGAAUGCCCAGCAACGAGAUCUUACGGCCACAUGCUCCACACUUGGUAGCUGUUGCCUUGGAUAUUCUCAAUAGAGACUUUGAAGAGAAUGCACUAUUGGCUUCCCGUAUCAUUUUCGACUUGUACAAGGUCUACCGGACACUUCCACAGGAUUACGUCCAACCUUACUUGGAUUUUGUGCUCAAUUCCUAUCGGACUUUGCCGACUUCGGUCCAACGCAAUUUUCUAUUUCCCGCCUUGGCAACAGUGCCACCCUCCGAAGUGCAAUCCAAAUCAAAUACUAGCUUGGACAUUGAUGCCAUGUUGGCGGGGGAAGAUUUGUCAACGUCGGCCACUACCGAAGCAGGAUCCAAGGAGAAUACGCCUAAAAAGAGUGCUUCCACUGUCGUGGCAACACCCAGCCCCACCAUUACCAAAAUGGUCACUUCGCCCGUGCCCCGAUUACUACCAAGAUCGAAUUCCUCUUUCCGCGUAUUGACCGAAUGCCCCUUGAUUGUCAUGCUCAUGUUUCAACUCUAUCCCAAAUUUCUGAGGAGCAACAUUCCAGGGCUCAUCAAUGUCAUGAUGGAAGCUUUGGCCCUGAGAGCCCCACCCAUUCAAUCCAUCAAGCAGGGGAAUCAAAUGAUGGAUGCCAAUGGGAAGCGCCUCUACUUUUCCAGGUGCCGAGAAUUGGUGGCGGCCCAAGCCAAGACUUUAUCCUUCUUAACCUACCUGCUGAGAGGAUUCUCCAAUGACUUGAAGCCGUAUGAAGAUCGAUUGGCAAGCAAUGUAGUAGCACUCAUGUCAACUUGUCCAAGGGAAUUUAUUAGCACUCGCAAAGAACUCUUGGUGGCUACUCGGCACUUGUUGAAUAGUGAAUUCCGGAAUGGAUUCUUUCGGCACGUGGAUGCGCUGUUGGACGAACGAGUAUUGAUGGGAUCCCAUCAUCGGUAUUCGGAACAAACCAUUUUGAGGCCGUUGGGGUACACGACCUUGUCGGAUUUAGUUCAUCACGUACGAUCCUUUUUGACCUUGGCGCAAAUGUCAAGGGUGGUUUCCAUCUUUGCUCGGGUCUUGCAUGACUCGUCAAUGACGUUGCCCAUGUCGACACAGUAUACAGCAGUCCGAACACUCUUGAGUAUUUUGGAUAUUGUUUUCAACAACAAGGAGCGGGAUCCACAAAUUGGAAGAGACAUUUUGGUACGGAUACUACGGACAUUGGUGGACAAAUUGGCGGCUCUAGAAACGAGUCUGGAGACUACCACCAAGCAAGAUGACAACAAUGCUGGUGACGGCAAGGAGGGAGAAUUGGGCAAGGCAGCACCUUCUAGCGAGGCAUCUACGAUACAGGGAUUGACUCCGUCGGGUGAUUCCUCCGAAUCUCAAAGGGACCUAAAGAGUAUGAUCCGCGCCAUUAUCGUGGGACACAAGACCUUGAUCUGGUACAUUAACAACUAUCGAAUUCAACGAGAAAAGGAAAAAUUGGACAAUGCCCCACAGCGCUUUGGGUCCAAUGAAGAAGUAGCGACUGCUCGAUUGAAGAUUACUCACACGGAACAUGCAUUGAUUGAGAGGUUUAUUGUAUUGGCCUUUCCAUGCAUGAAGUUUUUGAAGGAGGAGAGUCCAGAAAAUGAGAAUCGAGCCAACAAGAUUCCUUCGACGCCGGAUCAAUACCGCGAUGCGCUGACGUACUUUGCAGCAGCCUUUUCGACUCUGGAUGCUUAUGAUCUUCGACGGACCUUGGGCCGGCGAUUGGACCUACUAGUGGAUGCCAUUACAGAAGACGCAAUGCCAAUCAUUGUACCACGUCAUUUGCUCGGGGCCAAUGCCAAGACCAGUUUCGAAUUUUGUACUAUGCUUCUCGACUUCUUGGUGGAACGAUUGGACGAAUUGAUAGUUACCAGGCCGAAAGAUGUGUACUUUGUGCCACCACCAACAAGCUGCGGUGGCAACGAACGAGAACGAUUAGAGCAGCUGUCCAGUGAAAUGGACACUGUAAUGGCGGAAGAGGAAAAACACAAUGAACAGAGGUCCAAGGCUUAUCUUCAAUUGUUUGAAAGAGUACUGAAAUCACUGUCAACAUUUCCAGACAACGAGCGGGCGUUGCGACCGCACUUGAAGAAGCUAGUCUCUAUUAGCCUUCGGUCCUCGAUGGAAAAACCUGAUUUCAAAAUUGACAAUCAUUGCAUGCUACUGCGGUAUAUCUUCCGGUCAAUUUCUGCUGGAAAGUUUGAGGAGUCUUACAAGGAGAUUUUGCCACUCAUCCCAAGAGUUCUGAACGGACUGUUUCGGAUAUUGAGGUCGACGCAAGAUGAAAAGCUACGAAAUGUCAUUAUUGAGCUACUCUUGACAAUACCGGCGCGUUUAUCGUCACUCCUGCCGCACAUGAACCUGCUUCUUCGUGUCAUUACACACGCCUUAGAAUCCUUAUCUGGAGAUUUGGUAAAUUUGGGUCUUCGUACUCUCGAGUUUUGGGUUGACAACCUGAAUCCCGAGUUCUUGUUUCCAGAGCUCUCCAAGCGCAAUCAUCAGUUCGCAUGUCUGAUGAAGGCACUCUCGCUGCAUCUUCGACCAGCUCCGUAUCCAUAUGGUCUCCUGACCCUCCGUCUACUAGGAAAGCUUGGCGGUAAGAAUCGCAGGGUGCUGAGGGAACCAAUCGAUAUCUCGGAUGUGGAUACCAUACAUCAAAAUGUUGCAGAGCUUGGAUUUGACUUUGUUUGGACCCUUCCUGAUGAGGCGGAAGAAUCAACCGACAUGAAAGUGGACGGUACUCCUACAUAUUCAACGAACCCGUUCUCAAUAGAAGUACCAAUUAUGCGUUGUUUCGAAAUUGUCAAGAGGACAGCACUAUGCCCAAGUGCAGCAAAGAUCCAGAGACCCUCAAAACCUGGCGACCAAUCGAGGGAACGAAUCUCAUGGAGAGAGAGUGAUGAAUUGUGGAAAGCUGAUGUACUGAAGACCGACCUAUUGGCGUAUUGCGACGAUGUCGUAAAGGAAACUAGCCAGAAUCAGGUUGAAGCUGCGAUGACAGUGCUUCGCGCAGCUUUGACGAAGAUGUUUGUGGUUCAGAACUUCGAAAUUAAGAAAAUACAUAUAACGCACGACGAGGAGACAGCGGAACCAGCCGAAGACCGCCCUGUUGGAAAAUCAUUUGAUAUGCAAUCGUCGUCACUAAUACUCUCAGCGUACGAACAUGAUUUGAGGAUGGUUGGACUCGGGUUGAUGUUUGGUUGCACGAUAGCAGAGAUUGGUCAGGAGACAAUUUCAUUCACAAAGGGAUUGCUCACAAACUGUUUCCUUCUUGUUUCGAGCCAUCAGAUGCACUUUGCAAAAAUCGAUGCCAAUGGUUCUACAUUGCACCGCCCUGCAACAAACAAAUCAGAUGGUGAAGGGCAAGAGGAUGCUUUAAGUGUCGACUUCGAAGGAGGAUCAGGUUUCCUGAAACCGUUUGGAUACUUCGAACAGACAGGGCCCUUGCGGCAUGUGACGAACCCGAUGUUGCUGAAUCAGUCACUCGUUGAUUUAUUGUCACAACCAAGUGUUGGGUGUAUCGAAGUUGGAACCGAAUUGCUGAAGCAUAUUUUGUCAUUACCAGCGCAACUUGAUGCCCAAACCGAGGAAAAAACAGAAGAGACGAAGGAAAGCGACACAUCCGAUCUGGGGCUAGGUUCGAUAAUAUAUUUCGAGCACUUGAUGCGAUCAUUGAUUGAACAAUGCGUUUCAAGUGACUGGGAUCGCCGGGACGGUCUGUAUAGCAGCAUCUGCCUGAUGAUUGAACACCUUGGUGCUUCUUGGGCAAAGAAAUACGAAUCUGAGAUCAUGUACGUCGCCUUAUUCUCUGUAAAGAGCACCCCGAAGGAAAUGUCAAUCGCGGAAGUGAAAGCGUUUCAUUUUAUGAUUCGGGUUACCUCGGGUCUCUAUGGAACUCCAGCUUGCUUGAAGACACAGAAGGGGCAGUUUGUCUGCGAUACACUUUCUAAUCCAGAUAUGCAGGAAUCCCAAAUUGCACAAGAAACUCAAGAAACUAAGGAGAGCAACGAGUCGAUUAGCAAACCAUGUGAUGAAGUGAUCCAGUCGGUGAUUGUGGAAAUUGCUUCGACGAAACAAAUUGUUCGACUAGCAGCGCGAUAUGUUUUAAAGCACUACAUUGUUGGAGCUUUGCCUCCGAGCGCUUCGGUUGAGCUGCUUCGCAAAUAUCUGCCAUCAAUAAAGCGAGUCAUUUUCUCGCGGUCGCUGCGACUGCUUCCACUCCUUGAACAGAUCGGAGUUGUGGAAGCACUUUCUGUUAUCGUCCAGCAAGUGCCAGAUCUAUUUCCUCUCGAUGACAACCAUCUCAAAGCGUUUUUGUCUGAGGUUUUGAAAAUGUCGUCUGUUGCCGAUGGUGAGAUGACAGAUGCAAGUCUGCUUGGCGACGUGAUUGAUAAGAACGGGAUCGCAGUUUCUGCUCAAGCGAGACAGAGCGGGAAUAGGGAUUCUGACGCGUAUGCAUCGACAUUUCCGUCUUCCGGACUUUUCCUACGUCGCGAGUGCAUCAUGCGAAUCAGCGGGUCGAGGGUUGUGAUUCCAGAUGAAUCGCCACCUGGCAUUCAGUUGCGAUUUUCCACAAUAGCGCUGCUUCGCUUUGUCAUAAGGGGUCAUGCGAAUUCCUUCUUUGACUCGGAUUCGUCUACUCAAAUUGGAAACAUACGACCGCAUGUCAUAAGUCUUCUGUUCCGCUCGUUGGUGUCUCGACCGCUUAAAGCCGUUUCGUUUGCUCAUGAUGCACUUAAGGAUGUUUUAUCGCUGAGUGUUGUCGCUUCAGAUGGAGCGGACGGCUCGAAAUCGAAGUCCCGCUUGCGAAAGGAGCUACUGCAAACUUGCAUUCGUCCAGUAUUAUUGAACCUUAGAGACUAUACCAGACUAUCAUUGCAUUUGCUGAGGGGUCUCUCUCGAUUGCUUUCACUCCUGUCGUCAUGGUUCAACAAGACGCUCGGGGAAAAGUUACUUGAUCACUUGCAAAAGUGGACUGAUCCCAAUCGGAUGCGAGCUCAGAUGAUUUGGCGCGAAGGGGAAGAGCCCGAUGUAGCCGCGGCGAUUAUUGAUCUCUUUGUGCUGCUACCCGAUGCCGCUCGAUGCGUUGAGCCACUCGUGAAAACUACCAUCAAGCUAGAGGCCUGUCUUCCUGCCUUCAAGUCCCGUCACAUUUUUUCUCCUUACCGGAAGCCGCUUGCACGCUAUCUGAACAAGCAUUGCUCCUAUACUGUCCCUUUCUUCUUUCAGCGCCUGAAGACGCCGCUGUACAGCGAGCUAUUCCAAGACUUGAUCAAGCUGGAGGAGUCCAAACCGCUUCGAGAUUUUCUGAGUGGUAAGCAGUUUUCGGUUUCUUUGCUGAGUGUCUGUUUCGAAAGACCACUUGCGAUCAUUCGCUCUGAAAAAAAGCUUUCUGGGACGUCCCCGCAAAAAUCUGCAAUGAUGAAUACUUCAGAACUUCUUUUCGUUCACGGGAUCGAGCCAAGCUUCGUUCCGCCAACUCAACGAGAGGCUGUGCUCAGACAAGACGUCGAGGUGAAGAAUAAGAAACUCAUCAUUCUUCAACAGGAAUUCAAUCGCGCACAAGAGUUUCUCCAAGCAAAAGUAGCCGCGAGCUCUUCUGGUGAUACAUACGCCAAGGCAGCACUUGAUGACGCAAAGCGCAGACAUCAAAUUGCUAAGGUUGCUUACGAACGUGGGAUAAAGGAAUUUCGGAACAGCAAGCAGCGGUGUGCUACUGAACUUGAGAAAAUAAAGCAAGCAAGGCUGAAGUCUGAGAAGGAUGCUAAAAGAGUUGCCUCACGACCAAUGAACAUUGAAGCUCUAGAAUUGCAGUACCAAGGUUUUCGGCUCGUCAAAACACUCAUUCAGAAUGAUGAGAGCUAUUUCAAGGAACACAACGAUGUCAUUCGGGCUUUACGGUGGCUGUGGCGGAGUAAAGGCAGAUAUUUGCGUCUGGAGCACGAACAAUCCGUGCCGCCAAGAUAUCAUGGUGAAUCAAAGCUACUUGCUUCUUUCUUGGUUCACUACUCCAGAGGAUUUCGGAACGAUGUCGACUUGCUGUUCGAAUUGAUUCGUAUUUUUCUCCAGUCAAGUGCAAGCGACUUCUCUUUUGUGCGCACAUUUCUCGUCGAUUUCGUUUCAAAUGGAAUAUCUGCAGACCAAAGGAAACAAAUAAUGCAGCGCUUUUUCAUUCUUCUUGCCGGAGAAAGCACGGAAGAGAUCAAGACACUGACUGUUCAGCUCGUAGUUUACCCGAUGCUUGAGUCCACGUUUUCCAAGCAGGAAAGCAAAACUUUGCCUCAAUCUGGCAAUGCCCAAGAACCGAAAGAAAAGGAUCCGAAGAAAGCCAAUGUGAUGGAAAUUGAUGAAGAUUCCAGCUUCAUUGAGGAGGAGGAUGUUAAAAAAUUUGUACGCGAAGUCCUAUUCAACAAUGGGAAGAUCAUCUCUUGUGGAGAUCGGCUGAAAAUUGAGCUUUUGAGGCUGGCAAAUCUCUUCUUGACAAGAGUUCCACAUCAUGUCGAGAAGUACGGCCAGGAUCUGAUCAAAUACUGUUGGGGUCUUCUGAAGAGUGACGAUACCACAACAAAAAGUUGGGCUUAUCUUGUCGUCUGUCGCUACGCUUCAGCGCUUGACACCCCAUCAAGACUUAUUCUACAGGUAUACGUAGCUCUCCUUCGAUCGCACCAACAAGAGGGAAAAGAACUGGUAAGAGAGGCUUUGGAUCUAUUGGCUCCAUCUUUGCCAAAACAAUUAAACCGAGAUGGUGUCAAGAAAGUUGUUGACUACACAAGCAGAAUCAUGUUUGAAGAAGGCAACUCAGUGCCACAGCUAGCUCACAUCUGGCAUACAGUUGUGAAUCACCCGAAUGUUUUCUACGAGUACCGAAGUCAAUUUGUCCGCUAUAUGAUCAAUUCCUUGAAUCGUCUUGGUCUCCCACCGAAUUGUCCAGCAGAGAACAGAGCUCUCGCUAUCAGAAUUGUUGAUCUGGUGAUCAAAUGGGAUAAAAAGCAAUCUUUGGAUGGUACUCUUUCUACGACGGACAUGGGCGGCCAAAAGGGGAAGAAACGACCAGCCAACGAAUCUACGGAAGAUGACCCAGUCGGAGAAAAAAGGAGGAAAACGUCUUCCGGGCCAAUUGCGGUUCCAUCGACCCCAAAAGAGAAAGGGAAAGACGAUAGGCUUCUUGAUGCAGUAAUGGUUGACACACUUGUAAACUUCUUGAUCCGGUUGAAAAUUCUUCUGGCAGACCCAAAGGUCGAAUCUAUCUUUUUGAAAGCAGAUUCUGAUCACAGCAAGUUGUUCAAGUCCAUUGUGUUGGAAUGGAAGCAGUGUGGAAUCCGCCCAGUGUAUCUUGAAAAAGUGGUGGCCAUGUGCAAGGAAGAUAACGCCACCCGUGCUUCAGUAGGCAAGGAUGAAGACCGGACAAGGAAUAAGCUGGGGAGUAAAUCAAAAUCGAAGACUGCCAAUGUUGUCAAAGGGGACAAUGGGAAGAAAGUGAACUCAAAGCUAUUGUCAGCAUGUUUGGACAUCUUCGUUGUGCUUGCAGAGGUCGCUCCAUCCAAUCCAUUCCUCAAGGCAAACCCAUUCCAAUUGAACGAAAUACUGCUUGCCUCUUUCUUUCGAGCAAGGCAACCAGAAGAGAAUGAGAUUCGGGAAAAGUUGCGUCAAUUCAUCGUUGCGUUCAUGGGCGCAAAGAAAGAGAAAAGCAAAGCUAUAGAAAUGAUUGCAAAGGUCAUUACAGUGCAGCUAGAGCAGUUUCUUGUGGAUUCGGAAUUUGGGUAUCGCAGAUUCCUUGAAGGAAGUCAUGGUUCCACGGACAUAAGUCGUCAAACGGGAGAUAGAUAUCGACGAAAUUCGAUGGAUGCUGAACGCUCUGAAGUGAUUCUGUCAUCGUUUGCUCUUCGCGUCAUUCAGGAAGUAAGCGAGCGCCAUUCGAGCUUUCACAAACCGUUCGCUGGUUCGCUGUUGACACUGCUCCAGACACUAGUGAGGAAACAUACUGCUGAUGCUUCCGCACGGCAAAAACAAGGCACGGCGCCCUAUGCCCCACAAGGCGACUCCAUGAGUAUCACGCAUAUGCAUCACACCCCAACAGGCGGGAUACUGAACGAAUCAUUUAUCACAGAGUCUUCGUGUGCUACUUCUUCAGGCCCAAAGACCUCACAGAGCAAGGAGCCGUAUCCUUCGUCGGAGUUGAAUGAGUUUGAUCCUACGAUGCGGUCUGCUGUCAUAACUACAGAGCUGCUGGGCUCAAGUGGCAUUCCCUACACAUUUACAGAGAACAGAAAGAUGCUGUUCAGAAUACUUGCUGAUAUUCUAGACUCGAGCAACAAUUUGCAGCUUUUGUUGGUCGCAGUCCGUGUGAUUGGAAAAUGGCUGCUUUGCGAUCAAUUAGGGGGGCCACUUACUGCCGAAGAAAGAGACAGAUUUUUGCAACGCAUUGCUUCGUUUGACUACAAUGGGCUCCCUGAUGUUGUUGCGCAGCCACUUGCAGAUAUGGUUUCCCAUUUUGUAAUUGAAAUGUUGAACCAACGGGGACUCAAAAUUGAACGUGAGGUCGGGGAAUCACAGGAUGCACCUUUUAUGCCUUUGGUGACUGGAGUCUUACAGAUAAAAAAUGAGCGUGAAGACAUUGUUCUUGGCCGAUCACUGGUCUCAUGUCUUCUGUCUGCCAAGCGUACAACAAGACAGAAGAUGCUUGCAUUGUUCAUUUGUCAGACCAACACUGGCGAGAACAAUAAAAACGUUGCUUCUGGUGGCAUUCCUCUGAGAACCCCGACGGAUUUACUUUGGCAACUUCUUUCUAGCGAUUUCUCAGGUCUUGGUGGUAGAUAUUGGAUCGUCGUGUUUGUUGAACUGUUGCUUGGUAAUCUUCAUUGCCACAAUCAACAUACGCAGCAGGAGUCUGAAAACACCAAUUUUUUGAUGAAGCGGCAGCUACCACUCCCCCGUCUUUGCCAGACAAAUGCUCCUUUGAGAUUCUCAGAAGCUGUUCAGUCUGACCACCGUCUUUUCCUCAACAAGAUUCUCCAAAGCAAAUCUGAUAUUGCAGAAGGUGGCAAGCAACUCAUUGCUUCCUUACAACAACUGGUACACUGUGAUGCCUACACGAGUGAGAGUCUAUUCAUUUCACUUCUUGUUGCAAGUUGGGAUGCCAUUCCCUCUGAUGGGAUCCGCGUACAGCUCGCAGAUGAGAUGGAAUUGCUCUUGGCCAAACCAUUUCACUCUCAGUUCUUCAAGCGGACAAGGCUCGAUACUGAUCACCGCAGUAUGAAUUCAAUACGGUCAUACCUCAGCGCCAUACAUGCAGUUAGUCCAAUGCCAAUUCUGGACAUUGAUGUGCUCGUGUACCUUGCCGAAACCUAUAAUUGCUGGUACGAGGUUCUCUCUAUUCUAGAAGACCAUCUAUUAGUUCUUUCUGGUGCGGAUGGAAAGUUAUCAAGUGAUGGCGUGGCUUUCCGUGAGAGGAUACUGCUUGCGAUGAGAGAGUGCUACAAGCAACUCGGAGAUUCAAAUGUAUAUAUAAGCCUCGCUCUCAAAUCUUGUGAAGUUGCCGAGACUAAACAUGCUGCAUCACUCGAUAUCUAUGGCAAAGUUGAUCGUGCGCUUGAUGCAUAUACAAACUUGGUGAAAACUGUUGAAUCAGCCAAGUUGACUCCCACUGAAACAGAAAUGGGUCUGUGGGAAGAGCGAUGGGUAGAUAUCAACCGACAACAAUGUCAAUUAGGUGCUGUAUCAGAGUAUGCGAGGUUGUCAGGAAAAAGCUUGCUCAAUCUCGAAUCCGCCUGGAAGUUACAGGAUUGGGAUAGAGUCCGAGAUCUUUGCUCAACAUCGCCGCUUGUAGCUUCUGUUGAGACCGGUGACCCAGCAGUGAAGAUGAGCGAAACGCUGCUUGCUGUUUUUGAUGGAAAGCUCAGCGAUGUUGAGAAUCUACAUGCACAGACCGCUCAGUUGUGUCUCUACAAAUGGCAGCAACUGCCGAGCUUAUCAAGUGCUAGCAAUGCUCAUGGAUCUCUCCUGCAUUAUUUUCAUCGACUGGUCGAAAUACGAGAGUCUGGGCAGAUCAUGGUCGAAACCAGUAACCACUCAACUGGAAAAACGUUGCCGGAUUUGAAAAAUUUACUCAAUGCUUGGAAACAUCGGCUUCCGAAUGAUUACGAAGACCUUUCAGUUUGGGAUGAGUUGUUCACAUGGCGCUCUCACAUGUUUGAUGCAAUUACUUCAAACUUCAAUUGGAGCGAGCCAGGCACGCUCGCAACACUUCAUGACCGCCCAUGGACAGCAAUUCGUAUGGCAACAACAGCCAGGAAGCAAGGAAUGCGACAGACGGCCCUUCUCUUGCUAGACAAACUCACAGGAAACAGAGCUAUGGGAGUCUCAGAUGCCUUUUUGAAACUGAGAGAGCAGAUCCUAUCAUACAACAACAUUGAAAGCGAGCUUGAGCGUACCGCAGGGUUGAAUUUGGUCAACACAACGAACUUGUCCUACUUUGAUCAGUCGCAAAAAGGCGAGCUUUUUAGACUAAAGGCAAUCUUUUUGGCUUCAUUGGGGAGAACGUUGAAGGCGAGCCAAGCCUACUGCCAUUCUGUCAAAAUUUGUCCUUCGCUUGCAAAGUCAUGGAUCAGUUGGGGAGGUCUUUGUUCAACACUCGGAACGAUGGCAGAGCGACAAGCACAACAGAUAGGGAAUAAAGCUGGACCUGAGAAGGCAAAAGAGCCACGUGCCGAAACGGCAAAGAAGGUUGCACAGUACUUGGCUCAAGCAAUGGGCUGCUAUAUUGAGGCCAUUCAGAUCAAUGUUGAUGAGAAAUCUCGCAUGCAUCUACCGAAAUGCCUUUGGAUGUUGACAAGAGAUGGCAUUGCACCAGGUGUACUAUGCCAAACACUAGAAAAUAGAGGUACGAAAUUACCUCCUUGGGUAUGGCUACCAUGGAUCCCCCAAUUGUUGACUGGGCUCUGCAGAAUUGAAGGUCGAUCAAUCAAGGCAGUCUUGAGCAGGGUUGUUAAGGCGUAUCCGCAAGCUGUCUAUUAUUCGUUGCGAGCCUUCUACUUAGAACGGAGGGAUGUUGAACGAGCCAAAGGCACCCCUUCUCCAGGGCAACAAAUGGCAUCAGUUGCUCAUGCAGAAGAUUUGAUGUCCACGCUUCGCAAGUCACACGCAUCACUUUGGAGCUCACUGGAGGCCAUAUUGGAGGAAUUGAUUGUGAAAUUUCGUCCUUCUUAUGAAGAAGAGCUUUUGGCGACAAUAUGUGCACUUCUUGAUCGAGCUGAAUCCCUUGCCGAAAAGCAAUGUGUCGAAAAUAAGGUUCGAAUCGAAGACGAGGAGGCCAUGUUUGCAUCAUGGCAUAAAACACUGAGUAGAAUUGCGGCAAAGUUCUUCCGCACUUCUGAGUCAACUUCAAGCUCCAACCGGCGGGACCAACGCAUGAAGAAAACUGCGGAGUUCAAAGAAAAAUAUAAAGCAGAUUUUGAGAAAGACUUCAGAAUCCAAGCAGAGAAAGCUGAUUUGAAACCUGCCGAAGAGCAGAAGUUUGGUUUGGAAGAGUACAUUACAAAACUCCAACACUGGAAGCAAAAGCUUGAAGCACACGUUGCAAGCACACCAGUUUCAUUGCCUCUCAUUGAGUCUUCGCCAGUACUAGCCAUGUUUUCUGGUGAUUUUCCAGAUCUAUGGCCUGGGGCAUGUGAUACCAAGUACUCCAAUGCUGGAAUGGAACGGGUAAUGAAUGACGACGGAGCAAGCGCGCGGAAUUUUUCCUCAACAUCAUCGUCUGCUGUGAAAGCUCGAAGAGCGGCAUAUACUGCUGCUGUUGCCGCUGCUGCAGCUGCAGCGAAAGAGGGCGUCGGGGGCGAGUAUGGUGGUGGUGCAGCAUCAAUUGAAAUCCCUGGGCAAUAUUGCCCAAACUCAACGGCUUCUUCCGACUCAAAACCUAGCCCAGAACUCCAUGCAAAACUAGUUAGGUUUGAGCCCCAUGUUGAUGUUUUACGUCGCAACGACCAUUUGGUCCGACGAGUAAGCAUGGUUGGAAGUGAUGGCCGAACCUACAAGUUCCUGCUUCAAUUUGCAAUCCCAUACUGGACCAGGACCGAUGAACGGACAGCUCAGACGUUGUACGUGGUGGACAAGUUUUUGAGACGGAACAUAAUGACCUCGAGAAACCACCUCUCUGUUCAGCCAAACGCUGCAAUUCCUGUGGCACAGAGACUCAGAAUGACCCUUGAUGAUGAUUCUCGAAUUGCUCUUGAUGACGUCUUUAGAGAGCAUUUGGAAAAGGAUGAAAAAAAGGCGUCUGAUAUCACUGCAUCAUUCCUUUCCGAAGUAGCUGAAGGAUUCAAACAAAGGUCUAAACCAGGUAUUUCCCCUGAAGAGAAAGAUAAGCUUCAACCGGUUGUGCUACAUGAAGCCUAUGUUCAGACUUGCAACUCGCAAGUGGCACGGAAUAUUCUCAAGCGACACGUUCGGUCUAGUUUUGAUGGUCCCGAACCUUUCUUUCAGUUCCGUCGGGCGUUUGCUGGUCAGCUGGCUGCCAACUCUCUGCUUCAGUAUGUCUUUGCGGUAGCUGAACGAUCACCCCAACGCUUUGUAAUGCUCAAGCGCAACGGACAAAUGCUUUCACCUGACUUUAGAGUAACAUACACAACCCAAGGUUUUGUCGACAAUCCUGACGUGCCCUUUAGAUUGACCCCCAACGUCAAGGCGCUAUUAGGAGAAGCUUACUGCGAUGGGCGAUUCAUGCCAGCAAUGGCAAUGAUUGCGGCUGCAAUUCUAGAAAAUGGUGGGGAUUUCGAUUCAAUCCUACGAUUGCUCAUGAGGGAUGAUAUUGUUGCUUGGUACAGCAAGUCCCAAGCCAGAUCUGACUCCAAGACUCAAGAGCUUGAGCGCCAGCUGAGCGAACGUGUAGCGAAGAAUGUCUCUAUUUUGCAAUCUCGAAUAGCGGAGUGUGCACCAAGUCGACAGGCAAAGCAAGACGAGCCCGUAGAUAGACGCGUACGCGACCUCUGUGAUGCAGCAUCUGACCCUGAAAAAUUGGCAAUGAAGGGCACAGGUUAUCAUGCUUGGUUGUAA
This is a messenger RNA of Cylindrotheca closterium, 13392 nucleotides long. Lineage: Eukaryota; Bacillariophyta; Bacillariophyceae; Bacillariales; Bacillariaceae. The record is from the annotation of a GenBank genome assembly.